AUGGCAUCAAACGGAAACAAUGACAGCUUUAGCGUCGCCUUCGAAUCCAACUCAAAAUGGCGCCGCAACCUCGCCGAGCUCAAGCCUGAGCUCUUCGAAAAACUAGGCAAAGGUCAAUCUCCAGAAAUUCUCUGGAUUGGCUGUGCCGACUCUCGCUGUCCAGAGACAACCAUUCUCGGCCUUCAGCCUGGUGACAUCUUCUGCCACCGCAACAUUGCCAACAUUCUUGUACCAACUGACCUCAACAGCCUGUCAGUCAUCCAGUAUGCAGUCCAGUACCUCAAGGUCAAACACAUCAUCGUCUGCGGCCACACUAGCUGUGGUGGUAUUGCAGCAGCACUCGCCAACAAGAAAUUGGGCUUGAUCGAUACCUGGCUCAUGCCACUGAGACAUCUCAGACAGCAGAAUCUGAAGAUGCUGGAGGAGCUGCCAGAGAAAGAGCGGGGCCUCAAGAUGGUGGAUCUGAACGUUAGACGAAGCGUUAGUGUGCUUCUUGAGAACCCUGUUGUCAUCGAUGCGAUGGUUGAGAGGGGCAUGCAGGUUCAUGGUGUGAUCUACGAUGUUGGGAGUGGUGAGCUGAACGAAUUGGACAUUACGGAGGAUGAUGAGCUUGUUGCGGAGAGGCAGAAGGCCUUCAAGGUUGCUGAAUAG
This is a messenger RNA of Lithohypha guttulata, 651 nucleotides long. RefSeq lists its product as uncharacterized. The record is from RefSeq and is a predicted model, not a curated record. Gene Ontology annotation, cellular component: cytoplasm. Lineage: Eukaryota; Fungi; Ascomycota; Eurotiomycetes; Chaetothyriales; Trichomeriaceae. Gene Ontology annotation, molecular function: zinc ion binding; carbonate dehydratase activity. Gene Ontology annotation, biological process: cellular response to oxidative stress; cellular response to carbon dioxide; carbon utilization. The transcript has 2 exons. Bases 1 to 651 code for a protein of 216 amino acids.